Molecule: messenger RNA, 936 nt
Organism: Eutrema salsugineum
Lineage: Eukaryota; Viridiplantae; Streptophyta; Magnoliopsida; Brassicales; Brassicaceae
Exons: 5
Coding region: 78-806 (242 amino acids)
Source: RefSeq, a predicted model, not a curated record
GGUCUCCGUUAACCAGAAAGAGGAUACUUUUAAAGUAAAACUCUCCCUUCCUUGAUCAAUCACACUUGAACCCAAAAAUGGCGUCUUCUCUUUCCUUUCAUUCCAUCACCACCGUCAACCCCAGCUACUCCGGCGAUCGUGGCCGUUCAAAUUUCCGGCGUAACCGCCGAUUCGAAGCAACUGGAGUGAGUUGCAGAGGACAGAAUCCGGCUAACGAGCCACAGACAAGUAAAGGAGCCGAGCCGGAGAAUGUUCUACUCAAAUUCGCUUGGUACGGAUCCGAGCUACUCGGAAUCGCUGCUUCCGCUUUCCGAUCUCCGGCGUCUCCUCCUCCUCCGACUGUGACAGGAUUUGAGGUUCCUGUUGAUUGUUCGGGACGAGCCGUUCGUGUAGCCGUCGUGGAUUCGAUCAAACAAGACUUCAAGCGAUCGUAUUUCGUCACAGGGAACUUGACGCCGGAGGUUUACGAGGAGAAGUGCGAAUUCGCCGAUCCGGCUGGUUCUUUCAAGGGUCUUACUCGUUUCAAAAGGAAUUGCACUAAUUUCGGAACCUUAAUUGAGAAAUCGAAUAUGAAGCUCAUGAAAUGGGAAAAUUUCGAGGAUAAAGGAGUCGGGCAUUGGAAAUUUAGCUGUGUCAUGUCGUUUCCAUGGAAACCCAUUCUUUCAGCAACUGGUUACACGGAGUAUUACUUCGACACAGAGUCCGGGAAAAUUUGCAGACACGUGGAGCAUUGGAAUGUCCCUAAGAUUGCUCUGUUCAAGCAACUUCUGAGACCCAGCCGUGGAUUAAUGGGGACACAAAACUAGCCCGAUGAAGAAAAUGAUGAUGUCAAUUAUAAAUUAGACUUUUGAAACAGUAAAUAUAUAAUAUUUUCUUCUGACACUAAUAUGGGAUACUGUACUAUUAGAGACCUGCAAUGAAUCUAUUGAGAAGGCA